AGCUAGAUUGCGUUUAAACAUAACAACGUAUAGAAAAAACACAAAGAUAUUUUUUAAUUUAAAGGAAGAUUUAAUAACCUGUCGAAGACAGGUAUAAAUGUGACAUUGGAAUCGUGUUGCCCGUAUAGUUGCGUGUUCCUAUUUGACUUGGUCGAAUAACUUCAUUCCAACUAAAGCAUCACAUCGGAUCGGAUAUGGAGUCAAUACCGAAAGACUCUAUAUUUGAAUUUAAUCCCGACACUCUCGAAUAUCUGAGGAAACAGUAUGAUUUGGACAAACCCGGCAGAAUUGAGGAAGCUAUCAACAUUUUGGAGGAAUGGAUAAAGAAGCAGAAUCAUUUUGUUGUUAAGGAAUUUCCACGAGAUUAUUUAGAGAGAGCGAUCAUAAUAAGUAAAGGGUCCGUAGAACGCGCGAAGACAAAAUUGGAUAAGAUAUGCACUUAUAGAACCCUGUUCCCUGACUUCUUUGGAGUGUAUGAUUUGAAAAACUCUCCUCUAUUGGAUGACUUAUAUGGAAUUUUUCUUCCCAAGUUAACAAAAGAUCAUUACAGAGUAUAUUUUAUGAAAAACAAAGCCAAAACAUUUAAGACGGGAUUUAUUGAUUUCUACCGUUAUUUUUUUAUGCAAUGUGAGUACAUCCAAGCGUAUGAUUAUUGUAACGGGUUAAUUCUCGUAAUAGAUUACACAGAGGCUAACGUUAUGGAGACGGUGAAAUGGUUUAAUUUGGUUGACCUGCGGGAAGCCUUCUCGAUUGUAAGAGAAGGAUACGGCAUGAGGAUAAAAGGUAUACACUUUGUGUCAGGAUCAAGGGCAGUGGAUGCAAUCGUCACGAUUUUCAAACAAGUACUAAGCGCCAAAGUGGCUGGACGUAUACAUGUCCAUAAAAAUAUGGAGACUAUUUUAGAAGUUAUAGACAAAGAUAUUAUACCAGUGGAAUAUGGCGGGAAUGAAAAAUCUUUGCUUGAAUUACAUAAAAAGAAUCUUGAAAUACUAACUUCAGAUAGUUUUACCAGUCAUCUAAGCGAAAUAAGCAAGGCUCAAACCAACGAACACUUGAGAAUAUCAUCUGAUAACCAACCAAAUCAAUAUUUAGGUUUACCAGGAUCGUUUAGAGCACUAAGUGUAGAUUAAAGUGUAAAAAUGGAAGUAAGUAAGGGUCAUAAACAAUAAAGGGUUUA
Messenger RNA from Bicyclus anynana (squinting bush brown), 1177 nucleotides. RefSeq lists its product as uncharacterized. Bases 195 to 1130 code for a protein of 311 amino acids. Lineage: Eukaryota; Metazoa; Arthropoda; Insecta; Lepidoptera; Nymphalidae. The record is from RefSeq and is a predicted model, not a curated record. The transcript has 6 exons. Gene Ontology annotation, cellular component: membrane. Gene Ontology annotation, molecular function: phosphatidylinositol bisphosphate binding.